This is a messenger RNA of Pezoporus occidentalis (night parrot), 4721 nucleotides long. RefSeq names its product adenosylhomocysteinase like 2 (gene AHCYL2). The transcript is spliced from 17 exons. Gene Ontology annotation, biological process: L-methionine cycle. Bases 540 to 2060 code for a protein of 506 amino acids. NCBI's taxonomy places the organism in Eukaryota, Metazoa, Chordata, Aves, Psittaciformes, Psittacidae. Gene Ontology annotation, cellular component: cytosol. The record is from RefSeq and is a predicted model, not a curated record.
GUUCAUUUCUAACUCCGUGGAGCUUGAAGCUGGAAGCUCUUCAGCAUUAGAGGAGUCCAAAUGCUGUUUUAUUUGCAGUUGCAUGUAGUUUUGAUGGUGAUAGUCCUCAUUGCAGGAGACUUAAGUAUAGCUCUUAGAUCUUGCUGCUAUAUGGACCAGGGCAUUAGGAUUAUGGUGUCACAGUGCUAGGGACAGAGGUAGGUGAUGGAUGGACAUCUCCACGCCAUGGUGAGGUUGAUCCUGUUUUCUCUCAACUCAACCAUGGAGCAGAGCCGGGGACAGUGAAAUGACGGCUGCAGAAAUGGGCUGGAUCUGAGCUCUUCAUCCAGGGCUGGACUGUGACCAGAAAUGAGGAACUGAGCUGCUCAUCUCCCCCCUGGACACUUGGCUGGUUCCUAACGAAGACCUCAGUUGGGGGAAGAUCUGUCCAGUGAACUCCUGGUGAGCAGCUCAAGAGCAGGGAGCUUUCUUGGCUGCAUCCCGCUGCAUCCAGCUGCAUCCCCUUUACCAAACAAAUGUGAGUGUGGAGGGUGUCACCUAUGGAGAAGUGGGACAGCAAUGCCUCUGCUUUCCAUAUCCCUGAGUGGAUGAUCCAGUUUGCUGACCAAAAGCAGGAAUUCAACAAGCGCCCGACGAAGAUCGGCCGCCGCUCGCUGUCCCGCUCCAUCUCACAGAGCUCCACAGACAGCUACAGCUCAGCUGCCUCCUACACAGAUAGCUCUGAUGAUGAGACCUCCCCCCGAGACAAGCAGCAGAAGAACUCCAAAGGCAGCAGUGAUUUCUGUGUGAAGAACAUCAAGCAGGCCGAAUUUGGGCGCCGGGAGAUUGAAAUCGCUGAGCAAGAAAUGCCUGCACUGAUGGCUUUGAGGAAGAGAGCUCAGGGAGAGAAGCCACUGUCUGGUGCCAAGAUUGUGGGCUGCACACACAUUACAGCACAGACGGCUGUCCUGAUGGAGACUCUUGGCGCGUUGGGUGCUCAAUGCCGGUGGGCUGCCUGCAACAUCUACUCUACCCUCAAUGAAGUGGCUGCUGCCCUUGCUGAGAGCGGGUUCCCUGUCUUCGCCUGGAAGGGAGAAUCUGAAGAUGACUUCUGGUGGUGCAUCGAUCGCUGCGUUAACGUUGAAGGAUGGCAGCCCAACAUGAUCUUGGAUGAUGGAGGAGAUCUCACUCACUGGAUUUACAAGAAAUACCCCAACAUGUUUAAGAAGAUCAAGGGGAUAGUAGAGGAGAGCGUGACCGGUGUCCACAGGCUGUACCAGUUGUCCAAAGCAGGGAAGCUCUGUGUCCCAGCCAUGAAUGUCAACGACUCGGUCACAAAGCAGAAGUUUGACAACCUGUACUGCUGCAGAGAGUCCAUCCUGGACGGCCUUAAGAGGACAACAGACAUGAUGUUUGGAGGGAAGCAAGUAGUGGUUUGUGGCUAUGGAGAGGUUGGAAAGGGCUGUUGUGCUGCUCUGAAGGCCAUGGGCUCCAUAGUGUAUGUGACAGAGAUCGAUCCAAUCUGUGCCCUCCAGGCCUGCAUGGAUGGAUUCCGGCUGGUGAAGCUCAAUGAGGUCAUCAGACAGGUUGACAUCGUCAUCACCUGCACAGGCAACAAGAACGUGGUGACCAGGGAACACUUGGAUCGGAUGAAGAACAGUUGCAUCGUCUGCAACAUGGGGCACUCCAACACCGAGAUCGACGUGGCCAGCCUGCGCACACCUGAGCUGACAUGGGAGAGGGUGAGGUCCCAGGUGGACCAUGUCAUCUGGCCAGAUGGGAAGAGAAUAGUCCUUCUGGCAGAGGGCCGCCUGCUGAACCUGAGCUGCUCCACUGUCCCCACCUUUGUCCUGUCCAUCACUGCCACCACACAGGCUUUGGCUUUGAUAGAGCUGUACAACGCUCCCGAAGGCCGCUACAAGCAAGACGUGUACCUGCUGCCUAAGAAGAUGGAUGAGUACGUGGCAAGCCUCCACCUCCCAACAUUUGAUGCCCACCUGACAGAGCUCACGGAUGAACAAGCAAAAUACCUGGGACUGAAUAAGAACGGGCCUUUCAAACCAAACUACUACAGAUACUAAGUUCCUGCCACUGUAUCCCGGAGAAUUGUGAGGAACAAGACCCCAAGUCUUUUCUCAACUACUGUACAGGAUUAAACAGCUCAAGCUCCCUAAGCUAGAGCCGGGCUUGCUCUCGUAGUAGACAGUGUGUUAGGUUAUUUAUUUAUUGAAUAGAACACUCUCCAUGCGGGCUCUGCCGCCGGUGCUCGCUCUGCUGCGGCACUGAGGGAGACGCUGGAUUUCUUUCCAUUUCUUUCAUUUUAUUCUUUGGGUUGUUCUUUUCGGGGCUGAGAUGAUGAGGAAGGAGGUGAGGAAGAAGCUGUUGCAAUGGGAUGGCUGUGAUGGGCUCGGAACAGCCUGUAUGCACCCUUCAUCCGGCGCAUACAACAGGAGCCGUGGGUUCCCCCUUGGAGGUUGUGGCUUGCGGGUUCCUUCACAUCCCAAUGCUUCUUCCAGGAUCCCACCAGCCACAAGAGUUGGAUGGAGGGGGGAUGGGUUUGUGUUUCUCAUGCCAACACAGCUAAAUCCAUGCUCCAAGCGCUGCCGACCAGCCGGGUGCCACCUUACUGGAGGAACCUCUCAUAGUUCUGCUGAACUUCCCAAGGGAUGGUUCCAUCAGCGAGUGGAUGAACUUCGCCUUAGCACUGCUGAAAGCUGUAAUGAAGGGUCUGGUUGUUAGUGUCAGCCCAUAGCAGGAGCUGGGAGGACAGGAGCAGUGCCUGCUCGGAGGUAGACACGGUGGUGGUGGGGUAGGACCCACCACUUCUCCCUCCAUCCCAGCUCCACAGUGUUUUCCUGCUGCUCACAUUACCAGUGCCAACCUCCCAUGGUUCAACCAAAGUCAUGAUCCCGGUGGGGCUACAGGGUGCUGGUGGAAGAGCCCUGGAUCCUCACCCAACAAAUGCUGCUCACGUGUCGGGGAGCUCUUUCCAACCCAAGCAGAGCUCGUCGGCCAUCCCGCUGGGAGGACCCGUGUCCAUGUGAGGUCUUUCUCCAGCUGAAUUUCAGCCAUUAAUGGGAGUCUUAGGAGUUUUAUUUUCCAGUCAUAUUUGUAGGAUAAAAUCUGGAACCCCCCUUUGAGUGUAUGAGAUGAACACCAGAGUAACCCCACACUGAUCUUCUGCCUGGGGAAGGGUUCAGCAUCACUAAGCCCCUUCAGUUGGCUUGACUCUUGAUGCAUCAGACCCAAUGGAGAGCAGAUCUGCCAGAGUUACCUGGUUUAGCCCAGGCUGUCCCACUGGAACACUUCCCAAGGUGACUUUCCAAGUCUCUGUGUCUCAUCAGAGUUACUUUAAUGGUUCACAUAGAGAACAUGGUCCUUCUAAAAUAGAAUCACCCAACCCCUGUGAGCGCAAAAGCCUUUAUCCCAUGGUGGCUGCUUUGGUACCCAAGUCCCUCAUCAGCUGCAGGUUCUUGUUUUGUCCUCAUGGACUUUGCCAUCAUGGAAAAACCCUUUAGUGGCAGCUCGUUCACGCACAAGAAAGGAAAACUGGGGGAUUAUGGUCUUGGAAGCCAAGUCCUCAGAGCUCUUGCUGCUGAGGGCUGGAGGCAGCUUGACUGGGAGCUGCUCACCUACAGAGCCAGGUGUUCUCAUCUGGUCACUUCUUCCAAGUUUCUCUUUGAAAUUUCUCAAAGCCUGGAAGGAAAACCUUGGGAAGACCUCUGAAAGACCUUAGGGCUUUGGGAAGACCUUAGGGCUUUGAGAAAGGAAGACCUUGAGAAGAUCUCAAGAAGACCUUAAGGCUUCUAGGAUUUGGUAGGGCUUUCAGAAGGCUUUGAGAAGACUUUAGGGCUUCAAGAAGACUUCAUCAUCCAUCACUAACUGCAAAACUGAAAUCAUCUCUCCUCACUCCGGAAUUUCACCCAGAUCCCGAGAUUUUGGGGUGAGUCCUUGGAGCUAUUGGAGAUGCUGCUGGAUGACCUCUGUCUGCACCAGCCACUGAACCCGGGGUUCCUGUUGUGCUCCACAGCCUGAAAUCCCACUCCUGGUCAAGGUGAAACACAGAUGUGGGAUUCCCUGGAGCAGAGCAGCCUUUGGAAAACAGGCUCAUCCCAACCACAGCCACUCCUGCCCCCGGGAACAUCCCGUUGCAGCCACAAGACCCUUCGGAACCGCUCAUGCAGCCGCUUGACCUGCCCUGUGUCCGUCGCCUGUGCAGCAUUCGCUGGUGCUGACCCAUCCGUGAAGUCCUUCGUGCCCAUUUUAAUCCCAGUUUAUCUUCCAGGUAGCUGAUAGGAGGAACAGGAAAUCAUCAGAAGAAUAAGAAGCUCCCAAGUGGCUUUUCCCACCUCGAUUUCAAACGCUCUUCUCCAUGUCCUGCUUCUUCUGUAAGCUGUUGGGCUUGCUUGGCUUAUUCCUGAUCAAUAUGGAAUCGGAUUCCAUGAUCAUCUUGAAAUUAAACGUGUCGGGGUUGGGUUGGGAAGAUUGUCUUUUUUAAUGUAACAUGUUUUUAAAGAAAUAGGAAUUAAAAAAAAAGGAGAUUUAGGCAACACCAGCAAAAUUGUGUAAGGAAACGGUUCUGAACAUGGGAAACAAGUGAGACCGAAGCUGUCAUCGGCGAGACGAGACCUUCGCCAGCGUAACAUGUUCAAAGGAUGUUUUAAUUAUUCAUGUCUGAGUGAUUGUAUUAGAUCAGCAAUAAACUGUAAUCCCAAACCACCAAUAAAACAUUGGGAAACUCA